AUGGACCAAAAUGAAUGCAGCUACUCGGAUAAGAAAGACCAACCCAGCAGAGGAUCAGAGCUGAGAAUCAUCCUGGUCGGCAAAACAGGAACCGGUAAAAGUGCCACAGGGAACGGCAUCCUGGGGAAGCGAGCCUUUGUGUCCCAGCUGUGCGCCCAGACCUGCACUAAGACCUGCAAUGAAAGUCGAGGAAGCUGGGGUGAGAGAGAGAUGGUCAUUAUUGACAUGCCAGAUAUGUUUUCUGGGAAGGACCACUCUGAUCUCCUGUACACAGAGGUGCACAGGUGCUACCUGCUGUUGGCCCCAGGACCCCAUGUGCUACUCCUGGUGACGCAGUGGGGCCGAUUCACCACCCAGGACCAGCAGGCCGCACAGAGGGUCAAGGAGAUCUUUGGAGAGGAUGCCAUGAGACACACAAUUAUCCUCUUCACCCACAAGGAAGACCUUGGUGGAGAAUCCUUGAUGUAUUACAUCUACAACUCAGAAAAUAAAGCUCUAGGCAAGCUGGUGGCAGCGUGUGGGGGGUGAGCAUGUGGCUUUAAUAACCGAGCCAAAGGGAGUGAUAGGGAUAACCAAGUGAAGGAGCUAAUGGACUUGAUUGAGGGCCUGAUGAUGGAGAAAAAAGGUGACCACUUUACCAAUGAGCUUUACAGCCUAGUGACAGGGUCAGAAUGUGGACCUGUGCGGUCAGAGGAAAGAUUAAAGGAUUUCAAAGGGAGUCUUAAAAAGGACAUGGGAAUUCAGAGACCUCGCACAACGAUGGCCAAGGAAAAUUGCCUGAAAAGAGGCCUAAAUUUUAUUUGGUUGUUUGUCAGAUUUCUAAUUCUGAUAUUUUGUGUAUUGCUCAGAAUAUGCAUGUUUUACUGCUUAUUCUGUAGUAUGUGCAAUUUGUUCUGUAGCAUAUUGUCCAUUAUCCUCGGAAAAUUAUUGAUAAUUCCCAGAAAGACCAUUGUUGCAGAAUGCAAGACUCCUAGAUGA
Messenger RNA from Eptesicus fuscus (big brown bat), 978 nucleotides. It is a transcript of the gene GIMAP2, whose product is annotated as GTPase, IMAP family member 2. NCBI's taxonomy places the organism in Eukaryota, Metazoa, Chordata, Mammalia, Chiroptera, Vespertilionidae. Gene Ontology annotation, molecular function: GTP binding. Gene Ontology annotation, cellular component: endoplasmic reticulum. The record is from RefSeq and is a predicted model, not a curated record.